AGAGGAUAACAAAAAUUGCACCGGAGCUACAGGAACUGAAAAAGAAGCAUGAAUGGUCAGUUCAAAUCAUGGAUGAACUCUUCGAACGUUCUGAAUUUAUAUACAAACACAGAGAUGCUGGAAUUAAAAGGGGAAAACUAUCAUCGGAGGAAGAAGACGAACACGAUGAUAUGGAGGAAACAUUCAAGUCAGUAGAAAGAGAUAAGAAGCUACCCGAAAAGGAAGAAACUGAUGGCAUAGCAUUAAUGGCGGUGAAAAAUGGGGUGGUGGAGAUAGUUGAGAAAUUUCUGAAGGAAUUUCCUGCGACCAUCCAUGAUAGGGACAAAGAUAUGAAAACUAUGCUGAUAUUGGCAGCUGCGAACAGGCAUCCCCCAAUAUACAAGUUAUUGACAAAGGAAAAUGUUCUCUCUAAAACCACCUUUCUGAGAGCGGAUUCACAUGAGAACAAUGUAUUACAUGCUGCAGCAAAGUAUAAUGAAAAUAGACCUUGGCCCAUUCCUGGGGUUGCUCUGCAAAUGCAGUGGGAAAUCAAAUGGUUUGAGUUUGUUAAAGCUUCUAUACCAUUUGGCAUCACUUUUCGCCCCAACCUACAAGAAGAGACACCAGAAGAAGUUUUCUCAGAAAGCCACAAGGAUCUCGUCGAAAAGGGUAGAGAUUGGCUGAUCAAAACCUCUGAAUCUUGCUCUGUGGUGGCUGCAUUAAUCGCUGGCGUGGCUUUUGCCACCACCGCUUCCGUCCCCGGAGGUACUCUCGACACAAGUGGCAAACCCAUCUUCGAAAAACAACCGGCAUUCCAGGUCUUUUCCAUCUCAUCGCUCAUCGCGCUCUGUUUCGCAUUCACUGCCUUGGUUAUGUUCUUGGCCAUCAUCACGUCCCGAUUUCAGGAAAACGAUUUCACUAGGAGCCUUCCUUUGAAGCUUUUACUGGGCUUAUCGUCGCUUUUUGUUUCCAUUGGGGCCACGUUGGUUUGUUUUUGCACAGGCCAUUUUUUCAUGAUUGGAGACAGACUCAAAAAUGCUGCAUAUCCUGUCUACGCUUUGACAUGCUUUCCGGCUUCUAUUUUUGCUGCGUUCCAGUUUCCACUCUACAUUGAUCUUUUGCGGGGUCUUUUCUGGAAUCCCUUUAAUCAUCAUCAUCGGUGGUUUUUCUGAAGACUCCGUGUUUUUUCACAUGGAUCAUAAAUAAUCCAGAGUCCUUUGGCCCCAAAAAACUGCUGACAUCCAAAAUAUUCCGAGCUCCAUCACUUAGUAGAGUAUUUCCAUAUAUAUAUAUAUAUAUAAAUUGUUGAAGUGUGGCAAUUUUGCCAUUUGAUGGUGCAUGUCACCGGCUAGCAUGCACACCUUGGUAUCAAAUCCUUUCCUUUUAUGAGUUUAUAUUUUUUUGUAUGUUUUAAAUUGAUUCAAGGUAUAUUUUGAUAAUGUUUUGUGCCUAAGUUAUGUAUGCAAAAUUAUAGGCAAAAUUAUGCACAAAAGAGUAGGAAUGUUAUGCUUGAAGUGCCUAUGGUGCUGGAUUCAUAAUUUCUAGCAACAUAGUUCCACUAUUUAUCUUAUAUCUCAGGUUGCAAAUGGAGUUUUGGGCUGAAAGUUUGAUGGAUGUCUACAGACAUAUAGAGAAGACUAUGGUUUAAAUUUCAGGUCAAAAUGACAUGGGAAAGUCCAUUUUCUUUUCCAAACAGAUUGUUGUAUCUGAUGGGCCCAAUAUGCAGAGUAUGGGCCAGUUUUGGAGCUGUUUGGCCCAUGAUCCGGUUCCAGAACUUUCCUAGCUCUUGGAACAAUAUUUAUUGAUGACCAAGGAUGCUUCAAACCAAGUUUCAUAGGCAGAUACAAAGGGAAACUAAGUAGGUGAAGCUAGUUUGGUUGUUUACCCAAACUAAUUAAACAAUAG
Ziziphus jujuba (common jujube) is the source of this 1884-nucleotide messenger RNA. RefSeq lists its product as uncharacterized. The coding region runs from base 69 to 1151 and encodes 360 amino acids. Gene Ontology annotation, molecular function: protein binding. Lineage: Eukaryota; Viridiplantae; Streptophyta; Magnoliopsida; Rosales; Rhamnaceae. The record is from RefSeq and is a predicted model, not a curated record. The transcript is spliced from 3 exons.